AUGCCUGCCAAUAAAAAUUCCCUUCGCAACCUAUCGACUACGAUACCUCAAGUGUUUCAAGACUGCCAGAAGUCAACCGCCAAUCACCGUAAAAAUGUAGCUACCUUACGUAAAAUACAAGAACAGUGUGCUGCUGCUGAUUCUGUUCAAAUAUCUGGAAACGGUGAAGGUUCCUCUCGUAGUGCCGCCACGUCAAUUGCUGAAAAAACUAAACGCAUUCGCGCUUCUUUGACAAAAGAAAAUGGUGAACAAGCAUUCAACCAAGAAUUUAUACGAAAUUUGAAUAAACUACUAGCCUUCAAAAAGAAAGACCCGUGCACUGAUAAAGUCAUAAAAUUCGUUGGGUCAUUUGUGCAAUUUACAUUGGAAAAAGAAAUUGAAGCUGCAAAGGAUAAUAAAGAAUCAGAGAAAGAUCAAGAGCCUGAUAUAUGUGAUACAAUAUCUUCGAGAUUCGUUGAAUCCAUAAUUGGACAUAUUAUAAAAGGCAUUGAUGCAAAAGACAAGAAUCUAAGGCUUCGCGUUUGUCAAUUGAUUGUUCUUUUUGGCCCAAAAGCCAUUGAUGUGAUUAGUGAAGGUUUAUUUGAAAAAUUAAAAAAGAAGUUAAUUGAGCGCGUGCGUGAUAAAGAAGUAACAAUACGCGCACAAGCAGUAAUUGCAUUAUCCAAAUUUCAGAGUGAUAGUGAACAAGAAGUGACAGAUAAAAUGCUCAACGCAUUGCAAUAUGAUCCAAGCCCUGAAGUACGACGUGCCGCCUUGCUUCAUAUAAAUUACUAUGAAAGAACUAUACCAUUUGCCUUGGAACGUGCGCGAGAUAUUGACCAGGUUAUUCGCAAAAACGUGUUUGCAAAAGUUAUGGAAGACAUUGGAGAUUUUCGUAUUUUGAAAAUAGAAGAUCGCGAAAAACUUUUACAUUGGGGACUUACUGAUAGAGAUCCUGCUGUUAAACAGGCUUGCAUUAAAAUGCUUUCAACAGUUUGGAUCGAACAGGCAGAUAAUAAUUUGCUAGAGUUUCUGGAAAGAUUAGAUGUUGUCAGUAGCAGCAUUGCCAAAGAAGCUUUAUUGGCAUUUUUCGCAGCACGUGAAGACUUAACAGAAUCUUUACAAUUCAAUGAUUCAUUUUGGGAUGAUUUGACUGUUGAAAAGGCAUUUCUUGUGCGGGUUUUUGGUGAAUUUUGUAAAGAGGAUAAUGGGAGAUUUGAUGAUAUAAUGCCUGAAGUGACGCGACUUGCAUUUUACAUACAAAAAUACAAUAAUUGUAUUAAUGAUUCUUUGGAGGAAGAUCAAGUAAAUUAUGAAUUUAUUGUAGGGCAGUUGUUGAUUAUCGCAGGGAUAUUAGACUAUAGCGAUGAAGUUGGAAGACGAAAAAUGUUUACUCUAUUACGUGAAAUGUUGAUGCUUCCUCAAAUUUCUGAUGAUCAUAUUGAACUAAUUAUGGGAGUUAUGAAAAAGACAACUAUUAAUGAAAAAGACUUCACACGAUCGAUGAUCGAAAUUAUUUCGGAUCUUCGUGAAAGUUAUGAUGAGAUAUCCUAUCGAAAGGCAGCUCAGACUGAGGAUGAACUUACUGUUAACAUGUCACACAUUAGUAUUAAUCCGUCUACAAUCAAAGCCUUGAGAUCUCCUGGUCGUGAAAUUUCUCAAGAAAGGCCCGUUUCCCCUGUUUUUUCGGAUGAUGAUGACGAAAAAGAUCCAUCGAAAGCAAUGUUAGUAGACUUGAAGUGUCUUCAAAUAGUGCGGUGUAUGCUUGAAAUAAAUUCGGAGAGCUUGCGUGAUAAUCCAUCUGUAUAUGGUUUAUUAAACGAUCUUGUUGCGCCAAGUGUACAAUCUCAUGAGCCAUUGAUCCGUGAAAUGGGUGUUCAGUGUUUAGGCUUAAGUUGUUUGCUCGAUCAAACAUUAGCUCGAGAAAACUUGCUGUUGUUCAUACAUUGUGCCAAACACGGAAAUGAAUCACUAAAAGCCAAGUCAUUGAUGGUUAUUUUCGAUAUUUUGAUGGCAUUCGGCUACACAAAUAUGGGACAUUCCGAGCAAAUUCAAAAUUUGAUUAAUUUGUCUUUGAAUGAUGAGACGCCAGAAGUUCAGGCUGUUGCAGUUGAAGGUGUAGCCAAAUUAAUGUUAUCUAAAGUUAUACAAGAUAAUGAGAUCCUUCAAAAAUUAGUCGUGUUAUACUUUAAUAGUGAAACUAUUGAAAACCUUCGUCUAAGACAGUGUUUAAGUUACUUUUUACCUGUAUAUUGUCAUUCUUCUCACAAGAACCAAAAAGUUAUGCAACAGAUAUUUGUUCCUGCGUUUAUGAAGCUGAAUCGAAUUCACAUGAAUAAGAAUAAAAAUAAAGAGAUGACAUCACCUAUACAAAUAGCCCAGCAAUUGAUCGAUUGGACAAAUCCCAAUCAAAUCGUAAAAUCCGAAACUAAUCAAGAAGACAUUGAUUAUGGUCUCCAGGCUGAAAUUGCAAUUGACAUAUUAAAAGAAUUAUUCUUGGAACAAAAUAGGGAGACACGCAAAUUGCUAUGUCAGAUACUCCUUAAAAUUCAUAUUGAUGAAAAUGCUAAUAUUUUGCGAUUAAAAAAGCUUGCAUUCCUCACUGGCAAUUUAAAACAGCGAAGACCUUUGAAAGACGCGAUAGCUAAAAACGCAGUCAACAAAUUUGAAAAUUCGCUGCUUCGAUAUUUUGAUGACUCGUCAGAAGCGCUAGAUGAUGACGAAAUUGCGCAAUUAGAUGAAAUUAAAGCGUUCGUAGAGGAUAUUGAAGACGAUGAUGAUUACUCUUCAAUUGAUAUACCAAUCCGUACUAGUCGAGCCCGAUCAAGUAAGGCAACCGCUCUGGCAAAUCUACAUAAAGAGAUAGAUGACAUCCUUGACGAAGAUUCCUCAGAAGAGAGCUAA
Ambispora leptoticha is the source of this 2883-nucleotide messenger RNA. NCBI's taxonomy places the organism in Eukaryota, Fungi, Glomeromycota, Glomeromycetes, Archaeosporales, Ambisporaceae. The record is from the annotation of a GenBank genome assembly.